Messenger RNA from Formica exsecta, 2624 nucleotides. It is a transcript of the gene Gmer, whose product is annotated as probable GDP-L-fucose synthase. NCBI's taxonomy places the organism in Eukaryota, Metazoa, Arthropoda, Insecta, Hymenoptera, Formicidae. Gene Ontology annotation, molecular function: GDP-L-fucose synthase activity. The transcript has 6 exons. The record is from RefSeq and is a predicted model, not a curated record. Gene Ontology annotation, biological process: nucleotide-sugar biosynthetic process. Bases 432 to 1388 code for a protein of 318 amino acids.
UUCUUAUUAAUAUAUUAUCUUAAUAUCAUUAAUUUCAUUCGCGAUUUUUUAUCAAAAGGUAAUGCAUAUGUUUUAAAUAUUAAAUUUCGUAUUUUCCGCGUGUGUUGAAUUGACUCAUGCGUGAUAAAUAUAACGACAAUCGAUCAUUUACAUUACGUGACUAGCCGGAAAUUUAUCUAGCUAUAUUUUGCGCGCGUUUUUAUUAUCAAUUGAUAAUAAAUAGUAAAUAAUAGAUAAUAGAUAAUAAAUUCGAUAGAUAGCACUUGCACCUUCUUGCACGGAUGUCGAGAGAUUCUAAACAUCUAAUCGGCAUGCUUGCGGCUUCUGUCAACAUUUGUGUUUAUGUUCACUUGCAUUUUUAAUUAAUUUUUGUCUUCUGUAAAUAUAAUACAUAUCCUGCCACAAAGAGUCGCUCUUGCUCUUGACACAACAUGAAGAUCAUCCUCGUAACUGGAGGUUCGGGACUUGUUGGCAAAGCUAUUCAAAGUGUCAUCAAACAUGACAGGAGAGAGGACGAGAAAUGGAUAUUUGUUGGGUCCAAAGAUGCGGAUUUGUGCGAUAAGGAGAGCACUCGUAGGUUAUUCGAUCAGCACAAACCGACACACAUUAUUCAUCUAGCUGCCAUGGUCGGCGGGCUUUUUCAUAAUAUGUCACACAAUUUGGACUUUUUGCGGAAUAAUAUACACAUGAACGACAACGUUCUCCACACUGCUCACGAGCAUAAUGUUGCCAAGGUUGUUUCGUGCCUUUCUACUUGUAUAUUUCCAGAUAAGACGACUUAUCCAAUCGAUGAAACCAUGGUUCACAAUGGACCGCCACAUCCCUCGAAUUAUGGUUACAGUUAUGCCAAACGGCUUAUAGAUAUCGCAAACAGAGGUUAUCAUGACCAGCAUGGCAGACUGUACACCAGUGUAAUUCCUUGCAAUGUCUUUGGUCCUUAUGACAAUUUCCAUCCCAGUGCAAGUCAUGUUAUACCUGGUUUAAUGCGAAGACUUUAUGACUUGUGCAAAGAUGGAAAUACAGAGAAUAAAGUAUUUUCUGUGCUGGGCUCUGGCAAGCCUUUAAGGCAAUUUAUUUAUAGCAUAGACUUAGCAAAAUUAAUAAUUUGGGUCUUGCGAGAAUAUGAUUCUGUGGAACCAAUUAUAUUGUCAGUGGACGAGGCGCAAGAGAAAUCAAUAGCGCAAGUAGCCGAAACUUUAGUGGAAGCUUUCAAUUUCAAGGGUAAGAUGAUGUAUGAUACGUCAGCGGCAGACGGUCAAUAUAAGAAAACGGCGAGUAACGCUAAAUUACGAAGGUAUUUACCCGAUUUUCAAUUUACACCUUUUGAACAAGCGAUUAAAGAGACCGUUGAUUGGUAUAUAAAAAACUACGAUCGUGCGAGGAAUUAAGAUAGUUGGACCAGCUCUGCUCAGAUGUCGUAAAUGCUUUUAUUCCCACGAAUAACAUUUCCGAUUCGAACUUGUAUUUAGAUUCACAAUAUCAGAAUUGUUGAGUUCAAAAGGACUGACUGUCAUGAGUCUGAUAAGUUGGAUAACUUAACAGUUAUUCGUUUAUCGUUGCCAUUAUCAAUUGUAUUAAGGUGUCUAUUGAGUUUUGUUACAACAAUUGUAUGUACAUUUAAUUCUAAUAUUUUAAAAUAUGUACAAAUUCCAAUUAUAUAGUUUACUAGAAUCUAUAGUUACUGCUAAGCAAUACAAACGUUUUAUUUGUUAGAAAUGGUGAAAGAUGGAAUUAGAAAUAUACGAAAAUACGGGUAUCGAUCGUAUAACUUUGUCAUAUUGUAAAGGACUAUAUUUUUGGAAUAAACGAUUUUCUCGCAAAACGUUUUAUUCAUUGCUGAGAUCAAAACGUUUUGUACGGCCAUUGACCUUUACAACAGACGAGCUCAAUCGACAUCGGCGAGUAUUUUCAGGCCGUUAAAUAAACAUUGACGAUAUUUUUAUUGAUCUGGAAAUUUAAGUUCCUGCGCGCACACUAAAGAUAGAUCCAGGCGAGCACCUGCAUUUAUUUUUGCUCGCGCGUAGCACUCCGGUGAAAUAUAUUUUAGGUCAGUUCGUCCAUAAAUUUGACUGAUGGAUCGCUUUAUGAUGUCUAUUGACCAUUACGUCGUGGAAACGGAAACCUAAUUUCGCAAAUGCGCGUCAUAAGUACAAAGUCACUUCGCUAAAUUAGAAAUUAGUCAUGUCGAGAAUUUUCUUUAAUCCUUAAUAUAUUUGAUACGCAUACGUUUUACGUAUAUUUUAUUACACUAACUUUUAAGAAUACUCUAAAUUUGAUGUCAAUUUUCACUCAAUGAAAAUGAACUACGGCAAAUUAGAUACAUGUAUAGGGACGCAAAUAAAAAAUGAAAGCUUCCUAUUUAUCUAAUUCCAAAUGUUCCUUAGUAAAUUUUCGAUUUGAGAUUUAAUCUUUAAUAAAAAACCAAAUGUCUUCAAACAUUGAAUAAUAGCAAUGAUAUAUUUUUCGACGUUUCCGCUAAAGAAAAUUCGACCUUAAAUUUUCUCACUAAAAUUCGACGCAUUGUUUGUGAGUCGUACACAUAUAUAUAAUAUAAACGAAGAGCUAUUUUACAUUCUUAAUUACUCUAUUAUCUUGAAUUGGAGAACUCGAAUAAAAGACAAUAU